AUGGAUCAGGCUCAUGCAAGCAAAGACCUGGAAGAGCAGUUGCGAUCUGUGUCCAGUGUGGAUGAACUCAUGACAGUACUUUACCCAGAAUACUGGAAAAUGUUCAAAUGUCAGUUGAGGAAAGGAGGUUGGCAACACAACAGGGAACACUCCAGCUCUGACACAAGAUCAGAUGAUUCAUUGAAAUUUGCCGCAGCACAUUAUAAUGCAGAGAUCCUGAAAAGUAUUGAUACUGAAUGGAGAAAAACUCAGUGCAUGCCACGUGAAGUGUGUGUGGAUGUGGGGAAAGAGUUUGGAGCAACUACAAACACCUUCUUUAAACCCCCGUGUGUAUCCAUCUACAGAUGUGGAGGUUGCUGCAAUAGUGAAGGACUCCAGUGUAUGAAUAUCAGCACAAAUUACAUCAGCAAGACAUUAUUUGAGAUUACAGUGCCUCUCUCUCAUGGCCCCAAACCCGUAACUGUCAGUUUUGCCAAUCACACGUCCUGCCGAUGCAUGUCUAAGUUGGAUGUUUACAGACAAGUUCAUUCUAUCAUAAGACGUUCCUUGCCAGCAACACAAACCCAGUGCCACGUGGCAAACAGGACCUGUCCAAAAAAUCAUGUCUGGAAUAAUCAAAUUUGCAGAUGCUUGGCACAGCAAGAUUUUGGUUUCUCUACUCACCUUGGAGAUUCUGACACGUCUGAAGGAUUCCAUAUUUGUGGGCCCAACAAAGAGCUGGAUGAAGAAACCUGUCAAUGCGUCUGCAAAGGAGGUGUGCGGCCCUCAAGCUGUGGCCCUCACAAAGAAUUAGACAGGGCAUCAUGUCAAUGCAUGUGCAAAAACAAACUGCUCCCCGCUUCCUGUGGGCCCAACAAAGAAUUUGAUGAAGAAAAGUGCCAAUGUGUAUGUAAAAAGACCUGUCCCAAACAUCAGCCACUAAAUCCUGCAAAAUGCAUCUGCGAAUGUAUAGAAUCUCCCAAUAAAUGUUUCUUAAAAGGAAAAAGAUUUCAUCACCAGACGUGCAGUUGUUACAGACCGCCAUGUACAGUCCGAACGAAACGCUGUGAUGCUGGAUUUUAUUUCAGUGAAGAAGUGUGCCGCUGUGUACCCACAUAUUGGAAAAGACCACUUAUGAAUUAGUGAAGAAAGCUACUUGCUAUUUUGGUGUACAUUUUUUCCAUUAGAACAAAAGAACAACAGAAACUUUGCAAAUACUUGGAAUUUAAUGUUCACCAGAGACCCUGUGGGGCUUUCACAAACAAAUACAUUGUGCUUUUCUCAAGAUGUGGAAAGCAAAUGUAGAAAAUAACUGGGGUUCAUGUUUUAUAAAGAACUCAGUAAGGACUUAUUUUCUGCCAAUGACCAAACAGCCUAGGUUCUACUUCUUGUGAUUUUUUUUAAAGAGAUAAUGACUAUAUAAUUUAUUUCCACUAAAACCAUUGUGCAGCAUUUGUUUAUAGCAGUAACAAUUGUUAAAGCUCACUGUGAUCAAUAUUUUUAUAUCAUGCAAAGUAUGUUUAAAAUAAAAUGGAAAUUGUAUUAUA
Centrocercus urophasianus (Greater sage-grouse) is the source of this 1526-nucleotide messenger RNA. It is a transcript of the gene VEGFC, whose product is annotated as vascular endothelial growth factor C. Gene Ontology annotation, biological process: positive regulation of protein phosphorylation; vascular endothelial growth factor receptor signaling pathway; positive regulation of endothelial cell proliferation. Lineage: Eukaryota; Metazoa; Chordata; Aves; Galliformes; Phasianidae. Bases 1 to 1122 code for a protein of 373 amino acids. The record is from RefSeq and is a predicted model, not a curated record. The transcript has 7 exons. Gene Ontology annotation, molecular function: vascular endothelial growth factor receptor 3 binding; chemoattractant activity; growth factor activity. Gene Ontology annotation, cellular component: membrane.